This is a messenger RNA of Haliotis rufescens (red abalone), 2692 nucleotides long. Its product is annotated as cys-loop ligand-gated ion channel-like. Bases 878 to 2113 code for a protein of 411 amino acids. The transcript has 7 exons. NCBI's taxonomy places the organism in Eukaryota, Metazoa, Mollusca, Gastropoda, Lepetellida, Haliotidae. Gene Ontology annotation, cellular component: membrane; neuron projection; synapse. Gene Ontology annotation, molecular function: neurotransmitter receptor activity; transmembrane signaling receptor activity; extracellular ligand-gated monoatomic ion channel activity. The record is from RefSeq and is a predicted model, not a curated record. Gene Ontology annotation, biological process: chemical synaptic transmission; signal transduction; monoatomic ion transmembrane transport.
UCCAGGACGUAUCCAUUAGCAACUACACAUAGCUGGAGACCAACAGAAAUACUGUGGUAGUGGGAGACAUCGCCUUUACUCAUCGCAAAAUUCGAGUUCGAGGACAAAAUGUUGCUAUUUCUGUGUUUUGGUCGAUACACAAAAUGGAACAGGUUGUGGAUGCAAAUAUGAAGCUGUGACCUUUUGUUUCAAACUGAAGAGCUAUGGUUCGUGGAAAUAUUAUCAGCGUGGGGGAUAUUAAAUAUUAAUGUUCUCCUCUACCUCGAGUCAUCUUCACAAUCGUGACGUGACGGCAGCACUUCCCUCUCCGCGUCCUCGGAUGGCUUCCUACUGCAGGAGUCCCGUGUUUGAGGGCCAUGUAGUCUGUACGUGCAUCCAACCCAAUGUCAUCCAUGGGUAUAUUGGUUAACUUGUGAAACAGACAUCUCCGAAAAAAGGAUUGUAAUUCCAGGAGUGUGGCCUUUUAAUGUUUUCUGUUUAUAAUAUGUGCGUGAUUUAUGACUUUCAACAUGCCUAUCACUGAUAUUUCGAUGGUGUCUUAAUAUAGAAGCCCAACAGAGAUGAUGUAAAAUCGGUUUGGAAUGUACGAAUUCAGUAAAGGUCACAGUAUAUGAAGAUGCAACCAUGGGUCUCUCAAUACCUUUGAUUAUCACAACGUCGCUUAUCGUCUCCCGGAAUGCAAAUGCUCCAAUAUGAAACACAAGCAUGUGCUUGAUAGAUGGGGGUAUCGUGUUUCUACUGUUGUAGAUAUAUAAUGGAGCCGGUCUUCACUUGAACAUAUUAACCUGACGGUCUUGCAUAGUGGUUCCACAGUCAGUGUAUCAAAUAGUAUCUGUUGUUGACGCUCAGUUCAGUGGUCUAAGAGUAAGUCACAAAUAUGGAUGAUGAAGGCAACAAUGUCAACACACGUCAGUCCUCUUACACGCUUCCUAACGGGGACCGUGAUACCACACCAGAUACGGAAUUCACCGUGGCCCCCGGGCAGUGGCCCGAGGCAUGCCCGGAAGUGUGGGACACAGGGGAGGAUAAUCAUUGUCCACCUCCUAUUCCGCAGCCUCAAGUCUACAUCCGGGUCGUGUUUCUCAAAAUCGGCGAAAUUGACACGAUGAAGGAACAAUUCUCCGCAGAUGUUUUCAUCCAGGCAAGAUGGCGUGAACCCUCCCUUGAUCACUCAACAGAGAGGAACGUGGACGACGUGAACUGGACGGAGCGCUGGAACCCCAAGCUUCUUAUACAGAACGUGGCCAGCGAUCAGAAACAGAGUGUGUGGUUUGACGUGCAGUUCAACGAGGGGCAGGCUUUUGUCCUGGAAAAGAGACGCCUCAAGGGCUGGUUCACGGAAAACCUGGAGCUGGAAGCCUUCCCGUUUGAUAUUCAGCAUUUGUCUCUGAUGAUAACCUCUGACCUGUCGAGCAAAGAGGUCACCCUUGUAGAAGAUGACCUUGAACUCAGCAGCGUCAAUCGACUGAGUUUUAUUGAUGAGCAGGAAUGGGAGAUGAGAAACUUCGUGGAGUUGCUGCCUCAGGUGACGAAGCGCGAGUACAGUAGUGCCAAGCACGAGUUCCCCUCCGUCCUAGUGAGAUGCUGUGCCUUCAGGAGACCAGGGUUCUUCAUAUGGAACAUCCUGUGCGUCAUGUGUUUGAUCAGCUCCCUGUCGUUCUCUACGUUCUCAGUGGACCAGACAAAGCCCCAGAACCGUCUCCAGCUUUCCUUCACACUCGUCCUCACCGGAGUUGCCUUCAAAUUUGUGGCCACACAGUCCUUGCCUAAAAUACCUUACCUUACGUAUCUAGACAGGUACAUCCUCAUCUCUAUGUGCAUCAUGUAUUUUGUGUGCAUCUGGCACGCCGUCAUCACCCGCUUCCAGUUCAACGACAGUCUCUCUCGGUCGAUGGAUUUUUGGGCUUUCGUUGGUCUCGUCGGCUUCUUCGUGUGUUUCCAACUCUUCUUCAUCUUCACGGCGAGAGUAAACAGUGCACAGAGGAGGAUGGGGGUGUACGACGCUGAGGAGAAGUAUAGGAUGAAGGCGGAUGAACUGCAAGGCAUUGACGCCAACAAGAAGCGCUGGAAGUUGGUCCGAGGGAAGACUAAGUUUCGGGUUGGCGUCUUGUAACGCAAGAUCUCGUGUACUGUCUCCGAGACUUUCCGACAUCUGAGGAAGUCAUCUGUUUGGAAACGUGUUACUAAUUUGUGCAUAGCUAUUGGGGGAAGUCACAGAUCUGCUUUCAUAUUUUCACCGUUUAUAACUAUUUUUAAAAAGUCAUACUCUCAAGUUUUACAUCUCUAUCAGUUUUUACAUCCUUGUAUCGGGCCAUGCCCGCAAGCUUACCCGCUCCUUCGUGUAUCGCGGAAGGUCUAGAUACAACAAUGUACAUAUCUUGUAAUUUUUAACAUUUGCACAAAAUAUACAAAGUCAUGAUUUAGGUUAAGUGAUGCAAUCAUUUAAGAGGCUGAAAUAACAUGUCACGUGACAUUAUGGCACCACAUGUACCCAACCCACAGAAGAUGAACAAGUACACUGGCCAUGGCCAAAUGUCGUCUGCUUUGUUGGCCCAACUUUGGAAAAGGAUACUGGCUACCCUCAAACUGCGUGAUGUAUGACAACAACCAAGCAUCUGUUACCAUGCUCACUGCUUGUUUGUUUUAACACGUGUAUGUAUCUUGUCAAUAAACGUUCUUAUCAAUACACACA